Messenger RNA from Anolis sagrei ordinatus, 4150 nucleotides. It is a transcript of the gene MCM9, whose product is annotated as minichromosome maintenance 9 homologous recombination repair factor. Gene Ontology annotation, cellular component: nucleus; MCM complex. Gene Ontology annotation, biological process: double-strand break repair via homologous recombination. Gene Ontology annotation, molecular function: ATP hydrolysis activity; single-stranded DNA helicase activity; ATP binding. Lineage: Eukaryota; Metazoa; Chordata; Lepidosauria; Squamata; Anolidae. The record is from RefSeq and is a predicted model, not a curated record.
GUUGAAGGGCCACAGCUUGAGGAGCUGCCUGCUUUGGAGAAACCUUGACGACUAGUACUAAUGCUGCUUCAGGGCAGGAGGCGCGCCUCUUCCGCAGUGGCUUGAGCUUCCCUCCCUCGUUCGCUCGCGGGAAAAAAAAGGGGGCUCGGCGUCAGAGGCGGGCGGAGGAGAGGCUUCCUUCUGCUCCCUCCUUCCUUCCUUCCUUCCUUCCUUCCCUUCCUCCCGGUUGGCCUCGCCCUCCAAAUGCGCGCGGAGGACGGAUCAUUAUGGCUCUGAAUACGGAUCAGAUAAACCUCAUUGGUCAGGUGUUUGAGUCGUAUGUUUUGGAACACCACAAAAAUUAUAUCUUGCAGAUUUUAGGAGAAAAAGAUGAUGAUGCCCAUUACCCAGUUAUUGUCGACGCUCUAACGCUUUUUGAGACCAAUAUGGAAAUCGGUGAAUAUUUUAAUGCAGCCCCCAAUGAAGUGCUUCCCAUUUUUGAUAGUGCGUUGCGCAGGACAGCCGUGACCGUCUCUCAGUCCAUCUCUCAAGAUCAUGGUUUCGUCAUUAAGCAGAAUCUUCAUGCCAGAAUAUCCGGUUUACCUGUUUGCCCAGAGCUAACCAGAGAACACAUCCCAAAAACCAGAGAUGUUGGACACUUCCUUUCGGUCACUGGCACGGUGAUUCGUACCAGCUUAGCUAAAGUUCUGGAGUUUGAACGGGAUUACAUGUGUAACAAGUGCAAGCAUGUUUUUGUGGUCAAGGCCGAUUUUGAGCAAUACUACGCUUUCUGCCGCCCGUCAUCCUGCCCUAACAAAGAAGGCUGCAACUCAUCCAAGUUCACUUGUCUCUCUGGAACAUCCUUUGCUCCCAGCAGUUGCAGAGACUAUCAAGAAAUAAAGAUACAAGAGCAGGUUCAAAGGCUGUCUGUUGGAAGCAUUCCUCGUUCUAUGAUGGUUGUUCUAGAAGAUGACUUAGUUGACAGUUGCAAAUCUGGUGAUGACAUAACAGUUUAUGGAAUAGUAAUGCAGAGGUGGAAACCUUUUCACCAAGAUUCACGCUGUGAUGUGGAGAUUGUUUUGAAAGCCAAUUAUAUUCAAGUAAACAAUGAUCAAAUGACAGGAGUUAUAAUUGAUGAGGAGGUCCGGAAGGAAUUUGAAGAUUUUUGGGAAAAACAUAGGAAUGAUCCCUUAGCAGGCAGGAAUGAGAUCUUAGCAAGCUUGUGCCCUCAGAUUUUUGGCUUGUAUCUCGUGAAGCUGGCUGUAGCCAUGGUCCUUGCAGGCGGCGUACAGAGAACAGAUGCUGCGGGCACGCGGGUUAGAGGUGAAUCUCAUCUUUUAUUGGUUGGAGACCCUGGGACAGGAAAAUCUCAAUUUCUGAAAUAUGCAGUAAAGAUUACGCCACGAUCUGUGCUUACAGCAGGAAUUGGAUCUACCAGUGCAGGUUUGACGGUCACUGCUGUGAAAGACUCUGGAGAAUGGAAUUUGGAGGCUGGCGCGCUGGUUCUAGCUGAUGGGGGUCUUUGCUGUAUUGACGAGUUUAACAGCAUCAAAGAACAUGACAGAACCAGCAUUCAUGAGGCCAUGGAGCAACAAACAAUCAGUGUAGCAAAAGCUGGCUUAGUGUGCAAACUGAACACAAGGACCACUAUUCUGGCAGCAACCAAUCCCAAGGGCCAGUAUGAUCCCAAUGAAUCUGUCUCGGUGAACAUAGCGCUUGGAAGUCCUCUUCUUAGCAGGUUUGAUCUUGUCUUGGUAUUGCUGGAUGCAAAAAACGAAGAAUGGGAUCGUGUCAUUUCUUCCUUUAUAUUAGAAAAUAAAGGCUGCCUAAGUGUGUCUGAAAAGCUUUGGACUAUGGAAAAAAUGAAAACAUAUUUUUGCCUUAUAAAGAGCCUGCAGCCAGUAUUGACUGAGGAAAGCAACCUGAUUCUUGUCCGCUAUUAUCAGAUGCAGAGGCAGAGCGACUGCAGAAAUGCUGCACGAACCACCAUCCGCUUAUUGGAGAGCUUGAUACGGUUAGCCGAAGCACAUGCUCGGUUAAUGUUUAGGGAGACGGUAACUGUGGAAGAUGCUGUAACUGUGGUUUCAGUGAUGGAGUCCUCUAUGCAGGGAGGCGCCCUUCUCGGAGGAGUCAAUGCACUGCACACUUCGUUUCCUGAGAACCCACUGGAGCAAUACCGAAUGCAGUGUGAACUGAUUCUGGAGAAGCUGGAGCUGCGAGACCUCCUGCAUGAAGAACUGAAAAGACUUGACAGACUACAGCAUGAAAAUUCAUCUCAGCUGCUGCUGUCCAAAGAAGCAUCUUUCAACCAUCAUUCAUUUGGGAAACCAAAGCAGACGUCUCAUCCUCAAGAUUCAGACAAAGAAGGAAACAAUCCAAUAAUUCAUUUGCAGCCGCCAGUUGCCAAAAAAGACCCUGCAACUGACAGGGAUCCAGUGCUCACAAACAGCCAAACGUCGAAUGAUAGCAGAGUAAUAGAACUUAUUGCCAAACCUAGCGAGAGCAGCAAUGAUAGCAGUUUGAAGUGGUUUGAUAGUUUAGCCGGUGGCAGCGAUGAGGCCGAAAAGAGUUCUUGCAAGUCUCCAGUUGCAGGACCAUCUCAAGAACGUUUAGCUUCAGAAACACCAAGCAACCAGGUCUGCUCUGAAGAGAGAACCUGUUUAAGAGAAGCCAAGCAAACUGGAAUGCAGGAAUCACUGGCAACAGCAGCUGCAGGAGAUCCUUGUAAUCCUGCUACAAAAGAAAUCCUUUUUCCUGAGAGGGCAGGCAAGCCUUUGGCAUUGCUUCCAAGAGCAAGCAACAAGCCUUCACCUCACCCUCCCUCCCCUGACUUAGUGGUCACUCAGAGGGCCUCUAAGAAGUGGCAGAAGGUAAACAUUGAAAGGGUCCGUGGGUUUUGUGCAAGCACCCCUGACCCUAAGUCUGGAGACCCCCCAGCUUCAUUGUCUUCUCAUCCAGGCAUUGCUCCCCAGUCUCCUAUCAUGGACUUCAAGGUUUCACUUUUGCACAAUGUGCCUUCAAGGGACCAGAAACUGGUAACUUCAAACAAAAAGAGAAAUAGAGACCAAGCAGAGAAGGGAGAAGGAGAGAGUCUCCAGGAACCUAAAAUGCCUGAGAACUCAGGACCUGCACCUCCCAAGCUGACUCGGUUUUCCUUUAAACAGAAGCCAAGGCUUUCUCAUUCUUCUAAAAAUGAGGCUCAUGCCCAGUUACCCACUGUUUGCGGCCCUAGCUCUUCUACCACAAAUGUGUCAUUAGAGGCGAGGCCGAAGGAAGUAUGUUCUGAGAAAUACCAGAAAAUACUGGAUGCUAACGUAGGAAGUAAGAGCAUGAUGAAACCAGUCUGUGAUAACAAAAGAGGGGAACAGAAACAGAAUGAAAGUUGUCUUCGUUCAACCACAAAAAAUACCAGCGAAGGAGAAGUACUAGGUGGCCUCAACACAAAGAAAGUGUGUUCCAGCACAUUAGCAAAACUGGCCAAGUUUGCCUUCACGCCAUCUGCUGAAUCCAAAGGAGAGGCUCCAGAAUCAAAAGAAGAGCCUCACUCAGUUUCACUGAAUGUCACCAGUGAAAAUGAGGACAGGCCAAAGCAGCCCCGAAACGAUAGCACAGGCCACACAAGGAAGUGCUUUGAACUCGGCAAAAGUAGCGUGGUCGCAGGCAUAUCUUUGUUCUCAGUAACAGAUUUUGAUGAUACAGACUUAGACUUCGAUUGGAAUGAAGAGAGCCAGAAAAAAGCCACAUCUUAAAACAUAAUUUUGUCAGAAAGAUAUGCAGUUUCCAUAAUUGGCUUAAUUUGAGAUUGGGGGAAGAGGGGAGUGACAGAUACUAGUUUCAUCUUGCCCUGAAAUAAUAAGGACCCAAAUGGCUUUGUUAUAGAUAAGGCAUCAGACGGAAAACAGAUCCUACUUUGAAAUCUCACUCCCCUGGAUGGUGGUGUUUUUAGGGCACUCAGACUCUUAGCCUCAAACAGAAUAAAUCUUAUUGAAGUGAGCAGGACUAACUACAGAGGAGUCCUUUGAAGAAAGCAGUAGAUCAGAUGCUGGCGUAGCUAAUUCUUUCAAGCUAACUAUUUCAAGAUGCCUAAUGCCAUUGAUGGUUUAAUUUGGAAUAUUUUGGUAAAAUUGAGGAACGAGAAAAUUUUGAUAUUAAUGAAACAGAUUCUCCCCCC